Striga asiatica is the source of this 669-nucleotide messenger RNA. The record is from the annotation of a GenBank genome assembly. NCBI's taxonomy places the organism in Eukaryota, Viridiplantae, Streptophyta, Magnoliopsida, Lamiales, Orobanchaceae.
AUGGUGGACGAGGAAAAAAGGCUAGCAAUGCCCUACAUUUAUGAAGCCAUGGACAAGGCAAAUGAAGCAAUUCGUGAUGCUUUUGAUGGGAAAGAAGAAAAGUAUAAGGAUGCAUGGGAAAUCAUUGAUAAGAGAUGGAAUAGUCAACUCCAUAAGCCCUUACACGCCGCCGCUCAUUAUUUGAAUCCACAAUUUCUUUCUACCUAUACCUCAUUAUAUAUUUCGGAUGAGAUUGGGGAUGGAUUCAUUUUAUGUGUGGAGAGAUUGAUCCCGAACUUUAGCGAGCAAGAAAAUAUCUACUCUCAAGUUGGAAUUUAUUCAAGGUUCACAGGGAGUUUCGGGAGGGGAAUGACGAUUAGACAAAGGUGUUCGAUAUCUUCGGUGAAGUGGUGGCGUGGGACACAACCUCCGAAAUUGAGAAUAUUUUCCAUCAAAGUGUUAAGCCUCACGUGCUUUAGUGGCUCGGAGGAGCCUACGUAUCGAACUAGGAAAAAAGCUCUAAGUUUCAAGUCCAAAGAGGUUGAUAAGGGAAAGGGGAAAGUAAUAGACUUGGAAAAGAGAAAGCCAAUUUCCUUCCGUAAAGGCUCAAGUCUAAGACAAAUUGAUGAAGAGAAAGAAUUUGUAGAAGAUGACUUGAAGUUGCUAGAGGAAGAAAAUGAAGAGCAAUGA